Molecule: messenger RNA, 2215 nt
Organism: Ornithorhynchus anatinus (platypus)
Lineage: Eukaryota; Metazoa; Chordata; Mammalia; Monotremata; Ornithorhynchidae
Gene: CHTF8
Product: chromosome transmission fidelity factor 8
Biological process (GO): mitotic sister chromatid cohesion
Cellular component (GO): Ctf18 RFC-like complex
Source: RefSeq, a predicted model, not a curated record
GCGGCGGCGACGGCGGCGGGAGGUUCGGUUGUUGCCCGUGGGCCGCGAGGCGCCGCCUUCGGGGGCCGCCGUGGCAGCUUGUCUUCGGUUUGUCGGCUAGAGGAGAGUCCCCAUGGUGCAGAUCGUGAUUUCCAGUACUGGGUCUGGAGACCUGGCAGAAUGGGUGCUGAUGGAGCUGCAGGGGGAGAUCGAAGCUCGCUACAGCUCCGGAUUAGCUGGAAACCUCCUGGGAGACCUGCAUUACACCACCGAGGGAAUUCCGGUUCUGAGUGGGCAUCAUAUCCUGUAUGGAAUUAUCCGGCUGGAGAAGCCGUUUGCCGUUCUGAUCAAAUGUGGUGCAGGGGAGCCGGAAUGUGAUGAAAGUGGCAAAGAGCCGCCAUCCCCCCGAUACCAAGUGACCGCGCUAAUCAAGAACAAGAUUCUCUUCAAACCCCGCCCGAAACCCAUCAUCACUAACGUCCCAAGAAAGUAUGAAGGAGCCAGCAGAUUUUUUCUAGAGAGCGGCCAACUCCAUGGACUCGUGCCCCCACUGCCGCCAGAGACGGAUGGAUGGUGUCCUGGGUUACACCUAUGGCUCCAUUUUGAAUGCUGGGAAGCCGAUCCUUUCCCUAAUGGCAGCCAAACUCUCUCGGGGGAAAUCUGGGGCCUUUCCCCAAGACCAACCGGCCCCUUAGCCAGGAACCUUCUCCUUUCCCCAAGCCUUCAGGUCCACUUGCCUCAAAUCCAGCAGCGUUCCAACUCACCCCAUGAACAGGAACCCGGCCCCCUUCCCCCAGCCUGCCCGGCGGGGGCCUGGGUGUGGGCUCGGGGCCCUUUCCCGAGGUCCGCCGGCCCAGCUCUCGGUCUUAGAGGGAGCGGGCUUUCGGGGACGGGCCUCUACCCCCAAUCCCAGGGCUGGUGGCCACUUGGGCCCCCGGCCCUCGACCCCAGAGCCGGUGGUUUUUCUAGGCACGGCCACGGGUUCUGACCCCUAGGGCGGCUGGCUUCCUGGGCGCCGGUCCCGGGGGUCUGAUCCCAGGGCUGGCGGUUUCCUGGGCAGCGGUCAAGGUUCUGACCCCAGAUCGGGGGCUUCCUGGGCACCGGUCGCGGUUCCGAUCCCAGGGGGGGUAGUUUCCUAGGCAGCGUGGCCGGGUCCGACCCCCGGGCGGGGGCUCGCCUGGGCUCGGGGCCUGGGCUGACCUCAGGGUGGGGGCUUCCUGGGCUCCGGCCAGGUCCCGACCCCAGGGCGGGAGGCUUGUCUAGGCGCGGCAGGCCCAGGCUUAGACGCCAGGGCCGGCGGCCGUCUGGGGCCGGGCCCGGGCCGCGGCCCAGGGCCUGACCUGAGAGCCACUGCCCGCAUGGCUUCGGGUCCGGGUCUGACCUGAGAGAGGUGGCAUCCAUAGGCCCGGGAUCCAAUUCCAAACCUCAGGCCAGGCGGCCCUGGGCACAGGUCCCGCUCUCAACCCCGGGCAAGUGGGUUUCUGGGCCCAGGCCGAACCUCAGAGCAGGGGGUCCCUUGGGCCCGGGCCUCCGGUCCCAACCCCAGGCCCGACGUCCCUUGGGCACGGGGCUCGGUCCCAACCCGAGGACCGGGGGUCCCUUGAGCACUGGAUCUGGGCUUGACUUGAGAACGUCUGCAUCUCUGGGCGUAGACCUUGCCCCAUCCUCAGAGCAGCUGGCCUCUUAGGUACAAAUUCAUCUCCUUUCUCGCAGUCGGCUGGAAUCUGGGCUCAAACUCAACGUCUAUGGCCAGGGCAGCUGGGCCUUCCGGUCCUGGCUCCAGAGUGGGCGGCCUUCCGGGCCCAAACCCAGCCCCCAUGGCAAGAGCUACCGGCCCCAUGGGUCCUAGUUCAGCUCCUUUUCCGAGAGCGGCCGGCCCCAUGGGUGGAAACGCGGCUUCCUUUUCGAGAGGAGUCGGACCCAUGGGCCCAAAUCCAGGUACCUUUUCCCAGCCCUCUGGGCCCCCUUGCUCCAAACGCAGCUACCUUCUCCCGGUCCAUUAGGCCGCAGGGUCCCAACCCGAGCAACUUCCCACGGUCUACCGGUCUCCCAAGGUCCAGAGUCCGCCUGCCUUCCCCCCGAUCUGCCGGCCCCAUGGCUACCUUCCCCCGAGCCGUUGGUCCCCAAGGCCCGAGUCCGGCUUGCCUUCCCAGGCCCGGUGGCCCGAUGGGUGCCGGUCAAGUUCCCUUUCCCCGGUCAGCUGCUGGCCCCUUGGCCCCACUCCAGCCCCUUUCUU